AUGUCCCUGCAAUACUGCCUGUUUCAGGCCAUCAGCCUCUGUGGGAGACAGGGGGGGUGGGAGGACGCCAUAUUUCUGUUGCGGGACGCCCAGAGGUUAUCGUCUCCGGGGCAGUUGCGGGGUGUGGAUGUGGUGACGUAUAGCGCGGCGGUGGCGGCUUGCCGAGACGGAGGGCAGUGGCGACAGGCGCUAGCACUGAUGGAGGAAAUGCAGGCGGCGGGGAUCAAGCCAGAUCAGAUAGCGUACGGGACGGCGGUCAGCGCGUGCGCCAUGGCGGGCCAGUGGGAGAAAGCUGUCGACCUGCUCGCGGACAUGCGGAGAUCGAAACUACGCCCCGAUGUCGUUGCAUACAGCUCUGCUAUCAAAGCUUGCGGUGCCGAAGGCCGGUGGGAAGAGGCUCUCGGCCUGCUGAAGGAAAUGCAGGAAAGCGGGGUCCGGCCAAAUCUCAUCACCUAUACCGGAGCCAUGGAGGCGUGCGGGCGAGCGGGGCGGUGGAACAACGCUCUGCGGCUGCUCGCGGAGGUGCGAGAUCGGGGUCUGCGGCCGGACACGUUCACGCUCAAUGCCGUCAUGGACGCCCUCGGAAGGUGCAAGGACUCCGCGCGGUGUCGACGGGAAACGGGAGGGGUGUGGUACCGGUGUAGAAAGGGGGUGUAG
Ectocarpus sp. CCAP 1310/34 is the source of this 657-nucleotide messenger RNA. NCBI's taxonomy places the organism in Eukaryota, Phaeophyceae, Ectocarpales, Ectocarpaceae. The record is from the annotation of a GenBank genome assembly.